GAGAUGAGGGAGAAGGUCGAGCAACCUGCUUGUUUCUUCUCGGCGGAGAUACCGCUACACUGGAGGAUUUCGAGGUCGACGAGAGUGAGGGACAUGAGGCUGAGAGAUAUGUGGCUGUAAGGAGCGAGCGGAGAGAUGAGCGGUGAAGGUGAGUUGGUAGAAGGUCGGCAAACAAAAAGGAGAGAGCUUGGAGAGGAUCGCAACAGCUGCGAUGGAGUCCCGAUUGACGAGGGAUCUCCACUCCCUUCUUUCUCCAGCCGUCUCCCAACCUGCAUCGAUGCCGCUGGAGGAAGAAGAGGACUCACCGCCAAGCUGCACAAGUGCUACAUGGUCUCGCUCCAAAUGACCAAACAAGCUCCAAUUCAGCAGCAACAAGCUUCAAAGCCGCCAGCAGCUACUUAUGCCAGUACCAGGGUGAAAACAGAGGAAUUGGAGCAAGCCCAGGAAACAUAGUCGAAUUGGGUGGGAUUAAAUAUGUAAAAAGGUA
Molecule: messenger RNA, 487 nt
Organism: Linum trigynum
Lineage: Eukaryota; Viridiplantae; Streptophyta; Magnoliopsida; Malpighiales; Linaceae
Source: the annotation of a GenBank genome assembly